AUGCCCGACCCGCCCUCUGCCGCGCCGUGCGAGCCCACAGUCGCCCCUCAACUUCCCCGAGAUGAUGAACGUUCGACGCCGACAACGGCGACCGCCGCGAGUGCGGGACCGGCACACGGCACCGCAGAGCAGUCGUCGCACGGCCCUGGAGGCGACUGGCUUGUCGUCAGCGAGGCGCUCGCCGACCUCGCCCCGCCGGCACCGCCCCCUCGGCUCACCUCUCGCUCCUCCUCGUCGUCCCGCCAGCCGGGCACGUUCUGCAUCCCCGUCGAGCUCGUCAAGCCCGGCAUGGAAAUGCUCAAGGUGUCGGCCAAGAGCGCGCGCCGCGUCAAGCCGCGCAGGGUCUGGCUCGAGCUCGCGAGCGAGACGCCCGACGACGGCGAGAUGGGCCUCGAGGUUGGGAUCGGCGUCGUCGGCGGGCAGGACGUCAGGCUGUGCUGGGAGAAGAAUGGACCCGGACUCGGCUUCUCGCGUUCGCCCAACUACGCCUCGGUCCCGCUGUCCCGCAUCCGCGACCUGCGCUUCGCCUCGGCCGGCUCGCCCUACCGCACCUCGCUCCACCUCCCGCCGUCGGUCGAGCCGCGCUGGAUGACCGUCAUCUACGCCGCGCCGCCCUCGUCCGGGUUCCUCAGCUCGGUCGCCGGCAGCCCGUCGUACAAGCUCGUGCACUUUAUCGCCCUGUCGCCGCACGACCUCGACCUCGUCCAGAAGACGCUCGAGGGCUUCAAGGAGGGCCGGCUCGCCAAGGGCAUCUCGGGCGGCUCGAGCGCGCACGACGUCCCGCCCGAGGAGGCCGACCGCGUCGUGCACGAGGUCGAGGUGCAUCAGCUCUGCGCGCGGUUGGGCAUGGGCAUGAGCAAGGGCGAGAUCAGUGCGGCGUUUCAGCGCUCGGCCGCCCCGAACGACUUUCUCGACUUCAAGGCGUUCCAGACGUUCGUCAAGCUGCUCAAGCGCCGCGCCGACAUCGAGGAGAUCUACCGCACCGUCGUCGGCGUCGACCAACCGGGCGGGUUCGACGAGGCGGCAUGGACCGCCUUCCUGCGCGAGACGCAGGGCAUCUCGUCGGACGAGACGAUCGACAAGACGUUCAGCAAGUACGCGUCGCCCGGCGAGCGACCGCUCGUCACGCUCGACGGCUUUGUCUCGUUCCUAAUGUCGUCCGACAACGCGGCCAUCAAGGACGAGUCGAAGCAGGACAUGACCAGGCCCUUGCCCGAGUACUUUAUCAGCUCGAGCCACAACACGUACCUCAUCGGCAGCCAGUUCCAGGGCCAGAGCACGGUCGAGGGCUACAUCCGGGCGCUCCAGCAGGGCUGUCGCAGUGUCGAGCUCGACGUGUGGGACGGCGACAACGGCGAGCCGGCCGUCACGCACGGCCACACCCUGACGACCAAGAUCCCCGUCCGCAUGGUGCUCCAGGCGAUCGCGCAGUACGCCUUCCUCGCGUCGCCGUACCCGGUCGUGCUCAGCGUCGAGGUGCACUGCGAGCUCGACCAGCAGGACAAGCUCGCCGCCAUCCUGCACGACACGCUCGGCGACCGCCUCGUCAGCAGACGGCUCGACGAGAUGGAGGCCGACGCCGAGGUCGACAAGCUCCCGAGCCCACACGACCUGCGCGGCAAGUUCCUCCUCAAGGCCAAGAACAAGUUCAUGACGUCGAACGAGAACGGGUUCCCCGUUAAGCUGGUCCCGAGCGGCGACUCGUCGUCAAGCGAGGUGUCGUCCCAGUCGAGCUCUGACGGCGACUUCAAGAACAGCAAGUUCUAUCGCGCGAUCCGCCAGUUCCGCGGCAGCGACAGCAGCUCGACCCGACCGCCCAUCCUGCGCGGCCGCAGCUCGCGCUCGUCCAUCUCGUCCGUCGGCUCGCAGCCUGUACCUGUCCCGUCGAGCCUCGUGGCACCGUCGAGCACCAUCACCGGCAGCGAGCUGUCCGUGUCGCCGCCCAACAUGCCGUCCAUGCUGUCGCCGCCGUCGCUCGGGCCGCCGACGCCGACUUUGCCGGCCAAGCCCAAGGACAUGGCCAUGUCGCACGCGCUCGCGAGCCUCCUCGUCUACACGGUCGGCGUCAAGGCACGCGGGUUCAACAAGAAGGAAAAGUACGCCGCGACGCACGUCAUCUCGCUCGGCGAGACGCGCCUCGCAAAGAUGCUGCGCGACGAGGCGACCCGCCAGGACUUUGUUGCGCACAACCGCGCCCACCUCACGAGGGCGUACCCCAAGGGCAGCCGGCUCACAAGCAGCAACUUUGCGCCGCACCACAUGUGGGCCGCCGGCGUGCAGCUCGUCGCGCUCAACUGGCAGACGUUCGAUGUCGGCAUGGAGCUCAACUCGGCCAUGUUUGCGCGUGCGGCUCGGUGCGGGUACGUCCUCAAGCCCGACUUUCUGCGCAAGAAGGGCGCCGAGAAGGACAAGGUCGCGUCGCUGCGGUCCGAAAAGUACCGCCUCGACAUCGAGGUCAUUUCGGCACAGCAGCUUCCUCGUCCUCGAGGGUCGGGCAGCGACAUGGACGCGUGCGUGCUCGACCCGUUCGUCGAGGUGUCGCUGUUCGUCCCAGGCGUCGUCGGCAUGCAGAAGCGCCGCACGCCGGUCGUCCUCGGCAACGCCUUCAACCCGACCUUUCGCGCAGCGUCGAGCACGUCGCCGACGUCGGCGUCGCAGUUCUCGUUCACGUUCUCGUCGCACCCGUCGCCGGGCAUGCUCGACCUCGCCUUUGUCCGGUUCGAGGUCCUCAACGCCAAGGGCAACGUCAAGGCGGCGCUCGACGAGGGCAAGGGCGACAGCGUCGGCGCCUACACGAUCGGUGUCGGCGCACUCAUGCCCGGGUACCGCCACCUCCCGCUGUACGACGGCAUGGGCGACCAGCACCUGUACUCGACGCUGUUCAUCAACACGACGACGAUGAACCAGUCGGCUCGUCCUCGCUCCACCUCGGACCAGGCGCCGGCAGCAGCAUCCUCGUCGACUGCCCCGCAUCCGACCCGCUCUCGCCUCACGCCCCUCAUCUUCCUCCUGCCGCUCGCCCUGUCGGUCCUAUUCAGCCAGCUGCAGCGCAUCGAUUCAGUACGCGACUGGGCCGCGAGCCGGUUCUCGACGAGCGAGGUCGUCGACACCGCCCCGCUCGUCCUCGAGGGCGUCAGCUGCCCGGCCGUCGUCGAGCCGCUCAAUGUCGGCGUCGACUGGCGACCUGAAGACGACGAGGUGUACAAGAUGCUCGCCGUCGAGCGGCUCCAAGGCGCCGUCCGCAUCCCGACCGAGUCGUUCGACGACAUGCUCGGACCCGACGACCCGCGCUUCGCCAUCAUGGGCGACCUGCACGCCUACUUCGAGCAGACGUUCCCGCGCGUGUACGCGACCCUGGACGUCGAGACCGUCGCCCAGUGGGGCCUCCUGUUCACGUGGAAGGGCUCUGACUCGUCGCUCAAGCCUGUCGUCCUCAUGGCCCACCAAGACGUCGUCCCCGUCAACGCCGUCACGGCCAAGCGCUGGACGCACCCGCCGUUCUCGGGCCUGUACGACGAGCAAGGCUGGAUUUGGGGCCGAGGAUCGGCCGACUGCAAGAACACGCUCGUCGGCGCCCUUGCAGCAAUCGACAAGCUCAUCCAGGAAGGGUUCACGCCAACUCGGUCGAUCAUCAUCUCGUCGGGCGCCGAUGAAGAAGUCGGAGGGCGUCGUACGGCCCUGCCGAUCGCUCGCGAGCUCGAGGCGCGGUACGGCAAGGACGGCGUCGCGCUCAUCGUCGACGAGGGCUCGGGCGGCGUCGACACCGUGUUCGGCGUGCCCUUUGCGCGGUUCGGCACCGCCGAGAAGGGCGCCGUGUCGGCGCACAUCGAGAUCUUCAUGCCCGGCGGGCACUCGUCGGUCCCGCUGGGCCCGCACACGAGCAUCGGCGUCCUCGCGAGGUGCAUCGUCGCGCUCGAGGACCACCCGUUCUUGCCCGGCCUGCGCGCCGGCAGCCCCAUGCUCCAGCAGCUGCAGUGUGCCGCCGACCAUGGCCACGUCAGCGACGCCUGGCGCCGGCGCGUGCGCGACCCGAGCCAGUGGGCGAGCCUCGGCACCGACCUCGCCAAAAAGGACCCCAUCUUCCGCGCUUUCCUCGGGACGACCCAGGCCGUCGACCUCAUCGACGGCGGUAUCAAGCUGAACGCCCUCCCCGAGUACGCGUCCGCCUUCAUCAACUACCGCAUCGACUUCCAGUCGUCGGUCAACGAGACGCUCGAGCACAUCGCGUCCAUCCUCGAACUCGUCGUUACCUCGCUCGGCCUCGUCUUUGCGCCGUUCGGCACGCACCCCGAGGUCGACAACAACGUCGUCCGGCUGUCGCAGUUUGGCACAAGCGGCAUCGAGCCGGCACCGCUCACGCCGACCGAGGGCGCCGUGUGGGAGCUCAUGGCGGGCACGACGAGGCAUGUCUGGCCCGGCGCCGUCGUCGCGCCGAGCGGCAUGAUCGCCAACACCGACACGAAGCACACGUGGAACUUGACGCGCCACAUCUAUCGGUUCGUGCCGGCCUCGACCGACCUCAUCAAGGGCUUCCACACGGUCGACGAGCGCAUCCACAUCGACGCGCACAUCUCGACGAUCCGCUUCUUCCACACGCUAUUGCGCAACACCGCAACGUGGCGGGCACCUUGAGCGGCUGGGCUCGCCCGCAGGCGGCGCAGCGUCGUCCGCAGCUCGUCGGCACGGGCCAGAGCGGCGCGAGUCGUACAUAGAGCGUUCCCUUCCCCGAGCCGCACAAGUCCGUAUCGAGCCCGUGGAACGACGAGAUCUUGGGUCGCCCCGAGGUCCUCCCGCUCGCAGGAGAGCCCGCCCUCCCCACCUCGUCUUCAUCGCCCUCCGCGACUCGUACCUCGCGCGUCCGCCUCGCAGCGCUCCUGGUCUUGCUCCCCCUCGCCUUCUACCUGUCGUUCCCGCGCCAAGAGCUCGACCACCUCAGCUGGCUCGCCCCCUCGACCUCUGCCGACCGCCCCGUCUCGAUCCUCGGCGCGAGCUGCCCCGGCCAGAGCGAGGCCAGGAAUGUCGGGCCCGACUGGCGCCCCGAGCAGGACGACGAGUACAAGCAGAAGGCCAUCGAGCGCCUCCAGGGUGCCGUCCGCAUUCGCACUGAGUCGUUCGACGACAUGGCCGGGCCCGAGGACCCGCGCUUCGACGUCAUGGGCAACCUGCACGCCUACCUCGAGCAAACGUUCCCGCGCGUCUACUCGAAACUCGACGUCGAGAAGAUCCAGAAGUGGGGCCUGCUCUUGACGUGGAAGGGCACCGACGAGCACCUCAAGCCUGUCGUCCUCAUGGCGCACCAGGACACGGUCCCCGUCAACCCGUCGACCAUCGACCAGUGGACGUACCCGCCGUUCGACGCCCACCUCGACGAGAGUGGCUGGAUCUGGGGCCGUGGUGUCGCCGACUGCAAGAACACGCUCAUCGGCCUCUUUGCCGCGCUCGACAGGCUCAUCGAGGACGACUUUACGCCGACUCGGACCAUCAUCCUCUCGUCCGGGUUCGACGAGGAGAUUGGCGGCCACCGCUCGGCGGCGUACCUCGCGUCGACGAUCGAGUCGCGCUACGGCAAGGACGGCGUCGCGCUCGUGCUCGACGAGGGCUUCACGGGCGUCGACACGGCGUACGGCGUGCCGUUUGCGCGGUUCGGCAUGGCCGAGAAGGGCGCCGUCAGCGUCCAGAUCGAGGUCCUCACGACGGGCGGCCACUCGUCUGUGCCCUUGUCGGCCCACACGGGCAUCGGCGUCCUCGCGCAGUGCAUCACGGCGCUCGAGGCGCACCCGGCGACGCCGCUCCUCCAGAAGGGCAACCCGCUCCUGCAGCAGCUCCAGUGCGCGGCCGACCACGGCGACGUCGACAAGCAGUGGCGCCGGCGCAUCCGCAACCCGAAGCAGUGGAAGAAUAUUGGGCUCGAGAUGGCCAAGCAGGACCCGAUCGCGAGGGCGUUCCUCGGCACGACGCAGGCGGUCGACCUCAUCGAGGGCGGCGUCAAGCUCAACGCGCUUCCCGAGUACGCCUCGGCGUCGGUCAACUACCGCAUCGACUUUCUCUCGUCGGUCAACUCGACGCUCGAGCACAUCUCGUCGAUCCUCGAGCCCGUCGUCGCCGACCUCAACCUCACCUUUUCGAGCUACGGCUCGCACCCCAAGGUCGACAACAACGUCGUGCGCCUGUCGAUGGUGGGCACGAGCGCGAUCGAGCCCGCGCCGCUCACGCCGACCGAUGGCGACGCGUGGGAGCUCAUGGCUGGCACGACGAGGCACAUCUGGGAGGGCGCUGUCGUCGCGCCGAGCGGCAUGGUCGCCAACACCGACACCAAGUACUCGUGGCCGCUCUCGCGGCACAUCUACCGCUUCGUGCCCGGCUCGCUCGACCUCAUCAAGAAUUUCCACACGGUCGACGAGCGGAUCCACAUCGACGCGCACCUGACGGGCGUGCGGUUCUUCUACAAGCUCUUGCGCAACACGGAGGGGUGGCAGGCGGCCUGAGCGUGUCGACAGGUCGAGGGAGGUGGUCGGUCGGGAGGCGAGGCGAGAACGGGCGAUUAGAGGAGGCGACCCGCAACGAGAACACUUUUCUGUGACCCGUU
Molecule: messenger RNA, 6586 nt
Organism: Rhodotorula graminis WP1
Lineage: Eukaryota; Fungi; Basidiomycota; Microbotryomycetes; Sporidiobolales; Sporidiobolaceae
Exons: 29
Coding region: 1-4632 (1543 amino acids)
Biological process (GO): phosphatidylinositol-mediated signaling; lipid metabolic process
Molecular function (GO): phosphatidylinositol-4,5-bisphosphate phospholipase C activity
Source: RefSeq, a predicted model, not a curated record